This is a messenger RNA of Plasmodium gaboni, 2220 nucleotides long. RefSeq lists its product as hypothetical. The record is from RefSeq and is a predicted model, not a curated record. The annotation marks the transcript as partial. NCBI's taxonomy places the organism in Eukaryota, Apicomplexa, Aconoidasida, Haemosporida, Plasmodiidae. The transcript has a single exon.
CAAAAAUAUGCACAAAAAAGAGAAUGAAAUGAAUAUUAUAAAAACUGUGAAUGAAGAAAAUAUUUUGUUUACACAAUAUUGUGACAAAAAUGAAUAUAUCAUGCCACAUUUUAAUAAAAAUAAAAAGAUUAUAUUAAAUAAUACAAAUGACAAUACUACAGAUAAACAAUUAAAAUGUAAUAAAAAAAAUAUUAGAUUGCAUAAUAAUAUGUGUCGUCUAAGUAAUAAUAUAAGGAGUGAAAAAAAAGUUAUACAAAAAAAUGGAUAUUAUCAAAAUGAUGACAAUGAUAAUUAUAAUGAUAUCAAAUGUGAUACAUAUAAAAUAAGAAAUAAAGAUAAUAAAAAUAUAAACAAUGAAAAAAAAAUGAAAUAUAAUAAUAAAUAUCAUAUGAAGACAAAAUUUUGUUCAAAUCAGAAAAAUAAGUUAUAUUUCAAAGAAGAAAGAAAAUAUAAAUAUAUACAUAAAAUAUACAUAUUAAAAUAUUUAAUAAAAAAAGAAAAUAAAAAGAAUAUUUCAAAUAUACAAAAAAAAAAAAAAAAAUAUAUUCAAAAGUUAAUAAAAAAUAAUAUGUUAUAUAAUAAUGAAGUUCAAAAAAAAUGGAUUAAAAAAAAAAUUCUCAAUGAAAAUUAUAAAUUAUUUUAUUUAAAAAAAAAAAAAAUAUCUAAAUGUUAUAAAACUCCAUUCAUUUUAUUAAAUGCAAAAGACAAAAAUGAAAAAAAUAUAAUAAAAUAUAAUAUAAGAAAUAAUCAAAAAAUAUAUGGAAAUAUGAUGAUAUAUCAUACUCAUAUGAUGGAUGAUAGAAUUCAUAAUGAUACUCUUCAACAUUUUGAUAAUAAAAAAAAAAAGAAAAAAAAAAAAAAAAUGGACGAUUUUUUUAAAAAAGGUUAUAUAAAAGUUGAAAGGAAAAAAAUAUACAAAGAGAAAAAAAAAAAAAAUGUAUUCCUUUCUUUAAUAUUAUCAAUAAGAACAAAAAAAAAAUAUCAUAGCAGUUUAUUUAUAAUGAAUAAAGAUAAUGGAAAUAAUCAUUAUUAUAUAGAAGAAGAAGAAGAAAAAAAAAUGGAUAGAAUAAAAAAAAAUAUAAUUUGUUUUUUAAAAUGUUCGAAUGAUGAACAGAAAGAAAAGGAUAUCAUCAUGAAAGUUAAAAAAGAACAUAACGACAACAAAAAAAAAACUAAUAGUGAUACUUAUCAUGAACAUCAUAAUUAUGAUGAAGAUAAUAUAAUAAUAAAAGAUAUAUUAAUAGCUCCAAAAAAUGAUAAUGAUAUAAAUAUAGACAUAAUGAAGGAAAAGAAAAAACAUACUUGUCUACUCGAAGAAAAUAUUUCUCAAAAAAAAAAAGAAUAUGAUUUUUCUUUAAAUUUAGAGAAGUAUGUAUUAAAACAUCGUAUUAAUGAUAUCAGCUGGAAAAAAAAAUAUAUAUUACAGAAUAGUUUAAAAAAAAAUGUACAUAUAGAAGAAUGUAUUCCUUGUCCACAUCAAGAAGAGAAUGAUGAAGAGGAAAGAAUAAACGACAACAGUGUGAAUAAUAUAGAAUAUAAAGAAAAAGAAAAAGAAGAAGAAGAAGAAGAAGAAGAAGAAGAAGAAGAAGAAGAAAAAGAAGAAGAAGAAGAAGAAAAAGAAGAAGAAGAAAAAGAAGAAGAAGAAGAAGAAAAAGAAGAAGAAGAAAAAGAAGAAGAAGAAGAAAGUGGGAAUCAUAAUAUUGUGGUGAAUAGGAAUACAUAUAUAAUGAACACAAACCAAAAAAAAAAAAAUAAAGAUAAUUAUAAAGAAGAUAUAAAAUAUAAUAAGAAUUUUUCUAUAAGUAAUAAUAUAAAUAAUAGUAUUACAUAUAAAAAAAAUCAAAUAGACAAAUUAUUUAUUAACAACAAAUAUUUGAUUAACAAUCAAUCGGAUGAAAAAAAAAAAAUAUUUCCAUUCAAAGAAAUAUUAUCAAAAAAAAUAGAAGAAAUAAAAAAUAAAAACAAUUUUAUAAGAAAAUUAUCUAUUCAUGAUUUUUAUGCAAACAUAUUUUUUCCUUCAAAUAAAAAUAAAAAAAUAAAUAAUAAAAAAAACAACAACAAUAAUAAUAAUAAUAGCAAUAGUAAUAAUAGUAAUAAUAAUAAUAAUAAUAAUAAUGAUGACUGUAUUUUUAUAAUGGACAAAAAAUAUAAAAGUAAUAUGAAAAAUAAAGAAAAGAUACUACUGCAUGAGGAUGUGAAAAAAAAAUGUAAUCAGAUAAU